Messenger RNA from Porites lobata, 4541 nucleotides. Lineage: Eukaryota; Metazoa; Cnidaria; Anthozoa; Scleractinia; Poritidae. The record is from the annotation of a GenBank genome assembly.
AUGAACAGGUUGAAGUCCAAGACCUGGCCAGCUACUUUUGUCCUGCCAAAGUCCUUCCCACCAGUUGUAAUGGAGGCAUUGGGGAAACGAUCUUACAUGGAGAAAAAGGCACGAAGCAAGUUUAUACAAGCCAUAUAUGACGCAAUUUGUCAAUGCACAAUGUGAGUAAACAGUAAAUAUUGAUUCAUGUAGAUUUCAACGCCUGCAAUUUACCAGAAGGUUAAAAUAAUUGCAUAUGCAGGUGGCUUGGGACAAGCUUCUCUAAAGUCAAUGGAAGUCCAUUUCAAGGAAACAUUUCAUAUCCUUUAUGGGCAAGAAAUUGCUGAGCCAUUGUAAACUGCAGAUCUGAAUCAUUUUGAGUUUGUAAAUGUUGUAGUUAAACAAACAAAAAACAUUAAUUACCUGAGUUAAAAAAUUAACUAUAACAUAUACACAACUGGGUUAGCUACAUUGUAACUCAUGCAGUACACCCACACUUGCAUGUGAGCUACAUUUGUGUCUAAUAUGUAUUAUAAGUGGACACAAUAUGCUCUAGCCUGUCUUAGGCUUGGUUAUUUACAAAUUUAAAACAAAAAAUACAGAAAGAACAGACUUAGUAAUGCUGUAGGGUGCCUGCACAAAAGUAUUUUACCUAAUUUUAUUCCUGCAUUUUUGGGGAAAAAAGGUUCUGGUAUUAUGCAGAGAGAGAAAAACACUGCUGAAAAUGAAUGUAUGCAUUAAAACUAUUAUGUCAGAAAUCACUUAUAUCAUUCUAUUUAACUUUGAACGUGACAGGUCUCCUACAGCAGAUCAAAGAAGACAAGUUUGCAGAAAAAUCAUAACAGAUUAUCCUUUUCAAGCUGAUGUAGAUGGUGGUUGUGUAAGUAGAUAUAUUAUUAAUAUGACAAUUAAUUGAAUUUGAAUGAAAGAGCCAAAGACUUAACACAACAAAAACUGCAAAUUUGGUAUCUGGAUUAAAGAAAAUAAAGUUUACCCAGAGCUUUACUCUGAUCAAUAACAGGCUAUGUGUAUGUUCUGUUUAACUACGCAACGGGGCCUGCCAUAAGUGACCACCCACGGUGCAAAGAUUAGAGGUUUGGUAUUGAAGUGUCACUAAACUGGAACAUUCAGUGCACAUGGUGAUCAAACCAUGCGCCAAAUGGUUGUUAACAUGAUGUUAAGAACAAUGAAAAUUCAAACAUCUUUAUUGAAAAAAGUGGUCUCGUGAGAGGAUUAAACUGUAGUGACUUGACUGGAAAAAGUUUGGUGUUUUGGAUAGGUGGCAGCUUCUAUAUGACAGGUGGUUGUGUUGUGGUUCAGUUUUAUCCUUGGUUUAAUUUUUAUUUCCCUUUGUUUCAAACUCAUUAUCAUACAUUACCAUGCCCAAAAACAAAGGAAAAUAAAAAUUAAAAAAGGAUAAAAUUGAACCACAACAGUUGCACAUAAAGGUUCAAUUGUAUUUACUAUACUGUUUAUGAACUUACGGUGCAGUAUCCAACAUGACAAUCAAUACUAUUAUUACAAAUGAAUAAUAUUGUUGCACAUAAAUUUUAAGAGUAACAAUAUUAUUUAUAUAAAAUAAAAUUAUAGAUGAACUGUACUUGACACUCUUGUGAUUUUAACACUUAACAGGAAAGCUGGUAUAGAAUCCUCACUGAUAAAUGCAAGAAUGAAUGUCGUGGUUAUGUGCCAGAUCCAGUGGUGAUGGCACGAAAAAGGAAAAACCCAGAUGGUAGCAUAAAACAGCCAAAUCCCGCAAAGGGACUACGAAGGGGGAUUGUAAAAUGGGCUCCCCCACAUAUUGAAGGAGAGGACGAAGCAUCCCAUGCCAGGCAUGUCAAGUGGAUGCACUCAGAAUGGAAAAAAAAAGAAAAAAGACACAGCCUUGUAACAAGAAAAAUGGACCUCACAUAUUCCUUCCGAAGGGAGUACUUAACAAAGGAGAUGGUACCUCUACUGGACAUCAAAGAAAAAUAUCCAUUUCUAUUUGAUGAAAAAGAGGUAAGCUUAGACUACAGUUUAGUCACACGUUCGUCACGCUACAUUUUUUAAAAGCUAAAAUGUGUGUUAAUUCUUAUCAAUUGAAUUCUAAAAACACUGGUCCAGUUUUGCUUUGUAAGACUAGGCAUUGAAACUGUUUCUAGUUCUCUGUUGCUACAGAUCACAAGGAUGGACAUGGAUUGAAACCCAGGGGGUACUUGACCAAUCGGGAAGAGGUGCAGGGUCGCUAAGAGUUUGAAACCCUGUCCCUGUUUAGAACAAAAAAAUCCCUAGAAAAAUACAAAACCCUUAAUUUUAUUACCCUGUUUAGGAAAAAGGACACAUACACUGUUUAGGACACGCAGAAUCGCGCAAAACUAUUAAGUGAUGUACAGAGUACCUGUUUAGGAGAGAGUGGCGAAAACCAUAUCCUGUCUAGAGGUGCAUUUCCGUAUACAUGUAGGUUAUUACCCACCCUAGGAUUUUACUGUUUUCGUCAGGUUGGAAAGAACUAAAAAUAAAAAAUAUGUAAUGGUGAUAUAAAUAUGUUAAAUUCUUAUGGAUAAUUGUUUUGAUUACAAAAUUUCAGGUACGACAUGAAUACUGCAGGCUAAUGGCUGAUGAAGAUGCAGCGACUGGCAUUGAAGAAAAAUUCUUAAAACUGGGUUCCAAAAUUAUUGAAUACAGCAAAAGAAAAAAUCUAACAGGAUCGGAGCCACUUCUCGAUCUACUUAAGUGUGACUCUGAUGAUGAAGAGGAUACUCCGCCCACGUCAGGUAAAUAACUUUUUAAAGCACACUACUGUAGAUUAAUUUGCCACAACAUCCUUUCUUUUUGUUAGUGUUUACAAAUAUAGGAUAUUACCUGGCCGCGCGGAGAUAUACAACAUUUCUCUUUGAGUGUUUCACAAGUAAGCGCAGCGAACGAGUGAAAUAUUUUCAAACACCAUUAUGAUUAAAAUAAACACCAAUGUAAUGCCAAACCAUUUCAAUUAAAUAUUUUUUGGCUGCAAAAGGCAGGAUUUGUUAUGUAGCGAUAGCACUAGUGAUCUUUUCAUAAUUAGGUGAAAAUAACAUGUUAUUUUCAUGUGUGAAGAUAUCAUGUUUUUCACACAAAAGCUCACCUGGUAUUUCACCGGUGUUUAUAUAAUAAAUUUUUAUAUCACUUUUAAUAACCCCUUCUCCUUUCUCUUUUACUCUGACCCAUUACUACGGUUGGAGCAGAGGAAAACAAAACAGUGAAUGGGUGUUGCCCAUUAAGCUUACACAUUUUUGUCUCUUGUGAAACAAAAACUGAUCACUUACUUUUAUGUCCAAUUUAUAUAGAGGACCAAGCACUCAUUGCCCUGUGUCUUCUGCCGAUGAUACUUGAAAGGGCACCGAAAAAUGGCCAGAGCCAAAGUGACUUUCUUUACCAGGUAAGAAAACAACAAUACAGUUAGAGUCAAUACCCUAUCUUUCUUGUUCAUAUAAAUGCCAUUACAAAUCAUAGUUGUAAGAUAUUACAUAAAGCUCGAUCUCUGCAUCUCUCUGAUGUUUGAAUUUUUCAUAGUUUUUACCUUCAUGUUAACAACCAUGAAUGUUGCAGUUGAGUGACACUUGCCAAAAAUUAAAAUAAAUAAGCUUACUUUCAGAUUACGUACAAUAAUGCAUCAGUCAGUAUAGGUAAAGGUUGUUUGCUUACCACUACAACAUGCCUAGUAUCAGAGACAUACGUUUCGUCACUCACCACAUUAUAAAGAAUAUUAGAAGGUUCAAAAUCAGCUUGCAAUAAAGUAUGAAGAUCAACGUAGAAUUUGCCAGAGAAUUUGCCAGCGUGCUUUACUCAGGCAAAAGUGUCAGCGGUUUCUACUGUGACCAGUGGAGGGGUCGUUUAAGGUGGCACGAAACUAUUUUUUAAGCGCUUUGGUUAUAUUUUUUAAUCGCGUUUUGUGACAGGAACGAUUCAAACGAUUUCUAUGAUUUUUUUUACAGUUUUUGUGAAAAUUCGGUUUUAAACAUAAUCUAAUAUCUCAAAAAGUUUUUUACCUACACGAAAAUAAAUAACCGUUUCUUAAAUUUGCACUAUUCUUUGUUAAGAUGACAAAAUUCAUAGAAAUCGGUUAAAUCGUAGCAAUCGUAAAAAACAUAAAUAGGGUUCGGGCUACCUGAAGAAUUGGAUGAACAUACAGAACUUUCCAUUUCAAUAUUUAUUGCCAUUUAUCAUGCUGCAGUAGUUGAUAAAACACAUUUAGUGAACGUGUUCUUUUGGCUUAUUUUUCCUCUUAGAACGGUGAUGAUGCAAAGAAAAUUGCCCAUAACGCCAAGGAGGGAAUGACGCCCUUUAUCAUCUUUGAGGGGCAACUGCAAGCCCCAGAUGACAUAUACCUUAGUGGGGAAAGGAAUCUCCUCCUAAAGGUUAAUGGAGGACAUACCAGCGCUUUGGUCACACUUCUGCUGAUAUAUUUUGUUUGCAACAUAGAAUAUCCAAAAGAAUGUAGAAACACAUAUUUAUUUCUCCAGAGAGAGGUUUUGAAUGUUUACGACAGUGUUAAACUACCGACGAAAGUUUUACAACUCAUGAAUGAACUGACUCAGUUCUAA